Messenger RNA from Cylicocyclus nassatus, 318 nucleotides. The record is from the annotation of a GenBank genome assembly. NCBI's taxonomy places the organism in Eukaryota, Metazoa, Nematoda, Chromadorea, Rhabditida, Strongylidae.
CAGCUACUAUCUCAUUUUGUUCAUUCAUCGCCUUCUUCAAAACAUUGAAUCACAGCAUGGUUGCCACCUCACAUAUCAAAGAAUCUGCGAUACGUUCACUAAUCACCAUAGGAUCUCGUGGGAAGAGAAAACUUACUUUAGAUGCAAAUGCAUUACGUCUGUUAACAGCACUAGCGAACGCUUUAGCUUCGGAAACGCUACUACGAGCAGCACAACGUGGACAGCAGGACGGACAUUCAGUGGUCGUGGCUGCGGAUUUACUACGAAUUUUACCAAGCGUUCUGUUGGAUUUCGCUGUAUAGAUACCAAAACGCUUCC